CGUAAAACAAGUCUCAGUUCUCUCUCUCAACUCGCGCUACAAUGACCGACUUGGAAUUUUCGCUCAAAGACUGUGACGAAGUGCUCCAAAAACGGCUAAACUGCGCCGCCACCGCCACCGACUUCGAGGCCAUCCCCCGACAUCGGGGCAAUUUCAUCGUCAAAAUCACCACCACCAACGAUGAAACGCUGUGUUUUUACAUCAAAUCCGGGUCGAAGCCCAAAAUCGACAGAAUUCUCGCCGACUUUCGCGCGAAAAUCCCGGAUUUCGAGCCGAGUUUCACACCGAAGUACUACUGUAGCAAAUCCGGUUUGCAGAUUUUUGAAGAUUUGACUUGUCAACGCUUCCAAUGUGAGUUGGAUCGCUUCACUGGCGAUCAUUUCCGACGCGUUUUGAGUGUUUUGGCCGAGUUUCACGCCGCGGGAUUCGUCUACGAGGAAAUCACCGCGAGGAAACUGGGACAAAACUACCAGUUGGAAAGUUUUAAUUUCGAUGUGAGGGAAAUUGAGGACGUGUUAGAAAAUAAGGAAGUUAGUUCGCAAUUGGUGAAAAAUCUGGAGGAGAGUUUGACAAAAUUUAGACGGGUUUUGUGUCACAGUGAUUUGAUUUGGAGUAACAUUUUGUUUCACUAUGAUAAUGGGGUCCCGGAUAAUUGCAAAUUGAUUAAUUUUAAGACGAGAUUGUACGUCCCACCCAUUUAUGAUGUGUUGCAAUUGAUUUUUUUCAAUUCUGAUGAAAAAUUCCGAAAGGAACAUUACGAAUCUUUAUUGGUUUUUUAUCACAAUCAAUUGAAAGAAGCCCUUGGGAAAUAUCAAUUAGAUAUUGAUAAGAUUUUACCAAUUGAGGAUUUGCAACAAUCAAGUCAUGCGUUGCUUCUUUUGAUCAAAUUAGAACUUGUGCUUCGGAACAAAGAACAGAAGAAAGGUUUAGCAGAAGUGAAGGAGAUUUUGUCUUGUCCUCAAAUUUCAAGAGAAGAUUGUUUCACCAUCAUUAGAAAUAAAACACAAUCGAAUGAUUAUGAUCUGUUAUCAUUUAAACUAACCAAUUUGAAACUAAAAAUUCAAAUUCGCAAGGAUUUAACCGAAAAGACACUCAAUUUUUGUAUUAAAAACUCUCAAAGUGCACAAUUCCGAAGAGAAUUUUUUUUGUACAAUACUCUCAUCCCAAUUUUGCAAGAACUAGAAAUUCAAGGGAUCAACAAUUGUGUCCCCAUUUCAUACUUUCAAAGACCCAACGAUUUAAUAGUUUUUGAAGAUUUAUCACUUCUCAAUUAUCAAUCUUUGUCGAAGGGUUCUCUUUCUUUGAAAUUAUUAUCAGUGAUUGUGAAAAAACUAGCCAAACUUCAUGCCACAAGUCUGAUUUUUGAGGAAAAAAUGUCACAAGAUUUAAAACGAACGUAUCGAGUUUGUGACGACUAUUCCCAACAUUUUGAAGACAUCAACUUUGAAGCUAUGAGUGGUUCAUUUGAAAAUUUGAAAAAGUGUUUUCCAAAACUCGCUGAAAUGUAUGCUUCGAAUCAGUUCAGAAAAGUCAUAUCGCAUGGUAAUCUCAAUUGUGAUAAUAUUUUAGUCCGGGAUGAGAUCGAUUGUCGAUUUGUGAAUUGUGAAUGUUUGAAAUAUUGUCCCCCGGCUUACGAUUUUCUAUCAGUGGUUUAUCUAGGCGAGAAGAAAUUUGAAGAGAAAUUACAGAAGAUUUAUUACGAAGAAUUGGAGCAAACCACGGCUUCGUUUGGUUUUAAUUUGGAGAAUAUCUUGUCAUGGGACGAAUUUGUUGAUAGUGUUGAAAGUGUCAAACCCUGUGUUUUGAUGAAGCUAAUUGUGGCGGAAGAAUCAAGGGAAAUGUUAUUGGAGUUGGAAGAAAAAUGUCAAUUUUUGUUAUCAAGGAACUAAAUAAUAAAUCAUUUUCGAUUUAA
Molecule: messenger RNA, 1912 nt
Organism: Tribolium madens (black flour beetle)
Lineage: Eukaryota; Metazoa; Arthropoda; Insecta; Coleoptera; Tenebrionidae
Exons: 1
Coding region: 42-1889 (615 amino acids)
Source: RefSeq, a predicted model, not a curated record